Messenger RNA from Ostertagia ostertagi, 351 nucleotides. The record is from the annotation of a GenBank genome assembly. NCBI's taxonomy places the organism in Eukaryota, Metazoa, Nematoda, Chromadorea, Rhabditida, Trichostrongylidae.
AUGUUGGCAAACUUCCAAGAAUAUGCGUUCCGCGUCUGCAAAAACGUUACUCCACCAGAAAUUUCAAGUGCAGAAAUUGAUUUUGAGCCGUCGGAUUCAGAACAUUGGGACAGCGACAGCGAAAACGUUCAGGAUCUCAAAGAGUACGACAGCAGUGAAGAUGAUGGCAACGAUUCACUAGAAGAGUGUGAUGAAUCAGAUGGAAUAGAUGAUGACAGCGGCGAUUGUGAGAUUGUUGAUGAGAAUGAAGCGAUGGAAGAGAGCAGUUCUCGAUACUUCGUUUCUUCGGAAAAAGUCUAUCAAUUAUUCGACAUGCUCAGUGACUUGCAAAAAGGGGGGCCUAGUGUCUAG